This is a messenger RNA of Sarcophilus harrisii (Tasmanian devil), 2637 nucleotides long. It is a transcript of the gene CABYR, whose product is annotated as calcium binding tyrosine phosphorylation regulated. The record is from RefSeq and is a predicted model, not a curated record. Gene Ontology annotation, biological process: sperm capacitation. The coding region runs from base 179 to 2464 and encodes 761 amino acids. NCBI's taxonomy places the organism in Eukaryota, Metazoa, Chordata, Mammalia, Dasyuromorphia, Dasyuridae. Gene Ontology annotation, molecular function: calcium ion binding. The transcript has 6 exons. Gene Ontology annotation, cellular component: sperm fibrous sheath; cytoplasm.
CCCUGCUGGUAUAAAAAGUCCGGCUUGCGUUGCGCCUCCUUACAGGAGCCGCCGGCAAGGGGGCAACGAGGAAACGCUUAGAGCGUAGCUGAGAAGGAAAAGAAAACUACUUGUUUCAAGCCUUACCCUGCCUUUUCCUUAUUUGAACCAUCAGCAAGAUCAACACAUAAAACCAAAGAUGAAUGUCUACAAAUUUGAAAUGAAGCUGAGAGAUUGUAAUCAAAUAACGUCAGCAUCAGCACCAUCGACCAAAAUGAUUGCUUCGAAACCCAGGCUUGUGGUUCCUUAUGGCCUGAAGACUCUACUAGAAGGAGUUAGCAGAGCCAUUCUCAAAACCAAUCCAGGGAACAUCACACAAUUUGCAGCUCUUUAUUUUAAAGAGCUUAUUUUGUUCAGAGAAGCAAAUUCUUCAUUGGAUAUAAAAGACUUGGUUAAACAAUUUCAUCAGAUCAAAGUAGAGAAAUGGUCAGAAGGAACAGCACAGAAGAAAGCAGAGUGUGCCAAAGAGCAAGAAACAAAAACUCUGUUUUGUGAUGAACCCAGACAGAAAGAGAAGUCCACGGACACAGAGGAGGACAACAUGACGGGCCCGUUGUUUAGCAAUAAAACGACCCAGUUCCCAUCAGUUCACACUGAACUCACCGAGGCCGAAGAGAUAACUGAGUCAGUGAGUGAGCCCUCUCCCAAAGCAUCCACCCCUAAGGUAUCCACCCCACCAUCCUCGCCAUCUCCACUGGCAGCUGCUUCACCUGAAUUCGCCUACGUCCCAGCCGACCCAGCACAGCUAGCUGCCCAGAUGUUAGGUAACGUUUCAUCUGUUCAUUCUGAAGUGUUAAUGGUGGAUGUGGCAACAAGUAUGCAUUCUCUGCCCAAUAUGUACGUGUCCCUAGAGGCUGUUGAAGACCCAGGUUCCUCGGCCCGCCUUUCAGAUAUAACGCCUCAGCUUCUGAGUCAGACAUCCAUUCGUGUAGAGUUAGGUUCCAAAGAAACUAAGGCUGAAACGUCCUCGGCUUCCUCAGUCCCCUUGCAGGGUGAACAAGACCUUCCUGCUCACGAUCAAGCUCCUGACGUCCCUUUCCAGGCUGAUAAUGAAAUAAGAUCAUCCAUUCAAUAUAUUUCACCUGAAUUGAAUGAGCCUGAGACCGAAGGAGCAGCUUUUGUAGAGCAAAUAUCGGAGCACAUAAUAAUCCCUUUUGAUGAACCAUCAGAAGGCCAAAUUCAGAUAGAUCGAAAGACAACCUCCAUGGUGUCUGCAAAAUCCAUAGGCUCUAACCAAGAGGGGACCUCUGCAGGGUCUCUGAGGUCAGAGGCCUCUGCAAAGUCUCUCUCUACAAAAUCUGUGCACACUGCUGGAGGGUCUAUAAAAUCUGUGCACACUGCUGCAGGGUCUAUAAAAUCCCUGGAAAUUGAGGGGUCUCUAAAAUCCUUGCAUACUGAGGGGUCUACAAAAUCCUUGCGCACUGCUGAAGGAUCUCUAAAAUCCGUGCAUACUGAGGGGUCUGUAAAAUCUGUGCACACUGCUGAUGGGUCUGUAAAAUCCCUGCAUGUUGAGGGUUCUGUUAAAUCUGUGCAUACUGAGGGUUCUGCAAAAUCUGUUCAUACUGAGGGGUCUAAAAAAUCCGUGCACACUGAGGGUUCUGUAAAAUCUGUACACGCUGAAGGUUCUGCAAAAUCUGUGCGUGCUGAAGGGUCUGCAAAAUCCAUUCACUCUGCAUCCCCGGAGGAAAUCACAAAUGUCAGUUCUGGGGGAACUCCAAAAUCAGUACACUCUGCAGCUAGCGCCCCAAAAGGUGAAAAGGAUGCGCCAGAAGGGGAAGUCGAAGGGGAAGCAGCGCCUGAAGAAGGUUUGGUGCCUCAAGCGAUAGCAGCAAGUGAAGCAGGACAACCACCACCAUAUUCUAACAUGUGGACCCUUUAUUGUCUUACUGAUAUGAACCAACAAAGCCGCCCAUCACCGCCACCUGCACCCGGGCCUUUUUCCCAAGCAACCCUCUAUCUAUCUAAUGCUAAGGAUCCACAGUUUCUGCAGCAUCCACCGAAAGUUACUUCUCCAACUUAUGUGAUGAUGGACGACUCCAAGAGGACCGGUGCCCCACCUUUUAUUUUAGUAGGCUCAAAUGUUCAGGAAACACAGGAGUGGAAACCUCUUCCUGGACAUGCUGUUAUUUCACAGCCAGAUCCCUCAAAGAGAUAUACUGCAGUCCAAGUUCCCAUAGCUGUUCCUACAGAACAGCAGAAAUUCCAGAAACAUACCCCCGCCCCCCAGAAUGGUAGUUCUCCUCCAAAUGGACAAGAUCCCGCCAGGCCACAAAGCCCAGUUUUUCUUUCUGUUGCUAUACCAAUAGAAGAAGCAGCCAAAAAGGGGUCAGGAUCUGGUGACAAACGGGCUCCCUUUGCAGGAAGUUACGGUAUUGCUGGAGAAAUUACCGUGACUACUGCUCACCUUCGCAGAACAGAUACUUAAAAUGGUAGAUAAAUUUCCCUGCCAAUAGGGUAUGAUUUUUUGGAGGAAGUCUGGAAAUCUUAACAUUGAGCUUCAGAAUCUUGAUUUGUUUCAUCUAGAGAGUGACUUUUUUAAAAAAAAAAAAGAAAAAAGAAAAUUAAAUUGAAUUGAGUCAAGUUAAUGUGUGAUGAGUU